Molecule: messenger RNA, 705 nt
Organism: Gracilinanus agilis (Agile Gracile Mouse Opossum)
Lineage: Eukaryota; Metazoa; Chordata; Mammalia; Didelphimorphia; Didelphidae
Gene: CFAP299
Product: cilia and flagella associated protein 299
Exons: 6
Coding region: 1-705 (234 amino acids)
Source: RefSeq, a predicted model, not a curated record
AUGUUGGAUAAUGAGGAAGGAAUAUCUGUGGUGGACAAUAUAGUCACCCAGUUUACCACGUACGAAGAUUUCCUGGACUCGCAGAUCACCACCCUAGACCUCUAUUACCUGGAGGAUGAAGACCUAGCCCGCCAGCUGGUGGAGCUGGGAUACAGAGGAAGUGGAGAAGUCGUGAAAAGGGAAGACUAUGAAGCAAGGAAAGCAGCUAUUGAGAUAGCAAGACUUGCAGAAAGGACUCAGAAAAAGACACUCUCUAGUGCUGGCAAAGAAUUUAAAGAUAAUUUUUUGAAAGCACUAGCACAAAGAGAGGAAGACAAUCGCACUGGAAAAGUAACUUCUAUAAUCUUCAUUCGUGACCGAAACGCUCAUGGUCAGGAGUUGUCUGGCUAUAUUGACUAUGCACACAGACUUAAGAUGGAAGAUUUCGAAGUCUACUUUACUGGAAAAAGAAAACUGCUUCCAAGGCCCACUGAUUUGAGCUUUUACAACUGGGAUAGCCAUGUGGCUAUUUUGAACUCAAGUCCCAAUUAUCAAGUGAUUGCUGAUAACUGUGAUGGUUUGCUCUUCAAAUACAAGAGAGAUAGGAAGAUUAUCAAUGUAGAUCCAAAGGUUCACCCAGGCGAUAACUCUACUAGAACUCCUAUCCAAACAGACCUCUACCUACAAGUUGUCAUCUAUGACCAUGUUUCCCGAAGAAAGACUUAA